AUGAAUGUAAUUCUUAAUUGGCGUACAUAUCGUUACGUUUUCAGUGGCGACAUUCAAAAAAUGUAUCGCCAGAUAUUGGUACACCCAGAAGAUAGAUCUUUCCAAAGAAUUCUGUUUCAAGAAGAGCACUCUGCCCCUUUUAAAGACUAUCAGCUCAAAACUGUUACAUUUGGAGUAAAUUGCGCUCCAUUUUUAGCAAUCCGUACACUACUUCAAUUAGCUACAGAUUCAGAAGCAAAGUUUCCCAGAGCGGCUUCCAUUUUACGAAAUGAGACGUAUGUUGAUGACAUAUUGUCGGGAGGUCACACAAUUGAAGAAGCAUUAAACGCUCAAACUGAAUUAAUUCUCACUCUACAAUCAGCGGGAUUUCCAUUAAAGAAAAUUACCGCUAAUACUUCCGAAUUGCUCACUAAUAUUGCUUCUGAAGAUCUCUAUGAUUCAGAAUUCCUUCGCUUUCAAGAAACAAGCACAACAAAAACAUUAGGAAUCAAGUGGAAUGCCCUCACUGAUUCAUUCUCCUACUCAUUUUUUCCAAUUCCCCAAUCAUCCAACGUUACAAAACGCGCUAUACUCUCUGCAGUAGCCAAAUUGUUCGACCCUGCUGGGUGGAUAAACCCGAUAGUUAUCAGAGCCAAAAUGCUUAUGCAGCAACUGUGGCUAGAAGGUCUAGAUUGGGACCAAAACGUCAGUUCCGAAUCGCUCGAAUUAUGGAACAAUCUUAUCUCCGAUCUGCCCUAUAUUGAAAACAUUGUUAUCCCACGGUGGAUACAAUUCGCACCCCUUGACAUCAUACAUAUACAUGGGUUCUCAGAUGCCUCAAAACAAGCAUAUUGUGCCGCUGUUUAUAUAAGAUGUCAAACUAAAAGUAAUGUCUCAUACUCUAAUUUAUUAGUAGCGAAAAGUAAAGUAGCUCCUCUACAAACUGUUUGUUUACCUCGGCUUGAACUUAACGGAGCUCUUUUGUUAGCCAAAUUAGUCAAUCAUGUGCUAAAAUUUCUCAACUUAAAUGAAUCCGAACUCAUAUUGUGGACUGACUCAACUAUAGUGUUAAGUUGGCUAUCUAAACCCCAACGACAUGGGAAACAUAUGUUGCCAACCGUAUAUCUCAGAUCCACCAAUUAGUACCAAAAGCUAUAUGGCGUCAUGUUCCCACUCAUGACAACCCUGCCGAUUUGGGUACACGUGGUUGUAGGCCGCAAGAUUUAGUAAUUAACCCGUUAUGGUGGCAUGGACCUUCUUGGCUGGUUAACCCUCAGUCUUCAUGGCCAUCUAGAGUAGAUAUCCCAACGUCACAGCACUCGUUAGCUACAUCCAUUAUCCCAGUUCAAAUUAUUGAUAUAUUGGAAAAUUUUUCUUCUUAUCACCGAGCUUUACGAGUUUUAUGCUACGCUUUUCGAUUCAUUAAUAAAUGUCUAUCUAUAAAUAGACCACAUCAAAAUCUCGAUUCUCUCAAUCUAACCCACUCCGAAGUUACAGCGGUUAAAAAUAAACUCAUUAUCCUAGCUCAAAAAUCUUUUUAUGAAUCGGAAUAUACAUUAUUAUCUAAUUCACAACCAAUCCACGAAAAAAGUUCUCUCAAAACUUUAAAUCCAUUUCUCGACUCAAAUAAAAUUCUCCGAGUAAAUGGUCGUUUAUCGCAAUCAUCAUUACCUUAUAACGAACGCUUUCCUGUAAUAUUACCAGGCAACUCCCGACUCUGCCAAUUAUAUUUAAACCAUUUACAUACGACAUUAGCGCACGCAGAAUGCAACCACAUGUGCAGAAUGGUUCAGACAGAAUUCUAUAUUUCCCGUCUCAAACUGAGAAUAAAGAAAAUUAUUCGUCACUGUAAGAUUUGCAUAAUAUUCAGACAAAAAAAUUGUAAACAAAUAAUGGCUCCACUACCCCCUGAUAGAUGCAAUCUCUCAGUACCAUUCCAAACUACCGGGAUUGAUUUCGCUGGGCCUUUCGAUCUCAAAACAUCGAAAUUACGAAAUGCUUCCUGCAUAAAAGGAUAUGUCUCCGUCUUUGUUUGCUUUAGCACAAAAGCCAUACACCUCGAGGCGUGCUCAGACUUGUCAACUCCAGCUUUUCGCGCGGCAUUCGCUCGCUUUAUUGGGAGGCGGGGGCUCCCUCGCAGGAUAGUGUCCGAUAACGGUCGCAAUUUUCUCGGUGCUAGUAGGGAACUAAGCAGAGAAUUUGCAUCGUUUAUAAACUCAGCAGCUGAGGAUAUUUCUCAAAAAUAUAUUACUCAAGGCUUCGAAUGGAGUUUUAUCCCACCACAUGCGCCUCAUAUGGGGGGCCUUUGGGAGGCCGCAGUAAAAAGUUUCAAAUUUCACUUCAAACGCACAGCAGGAGCCCACAAAUUUAAUUUCGAAGAAUUUUCCACCCUUCUCGCACGUAUAGAAGGAAUACUUAACUCUCGUCCAAUCUCAGCAAUGUCAGAAGAUCCAUCAGAUCUGACAGCCCUGACUCCAGGACAUUUUCUAACUGGAAAACCCAUAAUGGCGUUCCCAGAACCUAUGACCGAACAAAUAGCCCUAGUUAAAAGAUGGGAACAACUAAAAGCUCUUCACCAUCAAUUUUUCCUAAGAUGGAAGGAAGACUACUUGAAGGCUCUACACAAAAGGUACAAAUGGAAGAAUCCUUCAUCUAAUCUCAAACCCGGCGACCUAGUUGUAGUCAUCGACGAUUUACUCCCUCCAUCCGAAUGGAGAUUAGGGCGUAUAUUAAAUACUUACAAAGGUUCUGAUGACAACGUUAGAGUAGCUGAUGUAAAAAUCGUCAAUGGAGUUAUAACUCGUCCCAUUGUAAAGCUAUGUUAUUUGCCAUUUCUCAAAGAAAAUGAUGCCCUUACAAACUAAUUCCUACUUAUCAUUUAUCGUUUGUCACCAAUUAACAACUUCAUUUGCUCACUCUCAUGAUUAUCAUCAACUAAUCAUACACUUUUUUCCUUUUGUUUUUCUCUUUCUCUCUCAUUUUAUUGUCUUUAGGUCAAAUCCAUCCAGGCGGAACCCCGAAAUUCACCAAUGCAAGGUGUGCAGACAGUUCCACGCUCUCAGGUUUUGUCGCCGAUUCUUAAAAAUGAGUAUCACGGAGAGGAAUAGAGUGGUACACCGAUACCGGUACUGUAAAAAUUGUCUUGCUAGAAGCCAUCAACUCAGAUCAUGCACAUCUUUAGCUACUUGUCGCAAAUGUGACCAUCUCCACCACACGCUUCUUCAUCCUUUUGGUGGUAGACAAAAUGACCUGCGUGUCCGAAUCAGCCAUGAGUAUAGAAAAAGUGAACGUAAAACCAACAGACAAACCAUAACCAACAACAUUCAGCCAGCCGGAGUUUCAAAUUCAUCGUUGACUCCAAAUCAUCAAAUAAUUUCUGAGGCCAUCCGAUCCCUGGCGCAAGUUCUUUGCGUACAACCCGGCACCAAGAGUGCACAACUCCGAGAUGGCCGGCAUGUUUAAAAUCAAUUAUUUUAAACCAAACAUUUAUAUUAUUUAUGUAAUAAUAUAACUACGUAUUUCUUUAUAUUGAA
Molecule: messenger RNA, 3512 nt
Organism: Lucilia cuprina (Australian sheep blowfly)
Lineage: Eukaryota; Metazoa; Arthropoda; Insecta; Diptera; Calliphoridae
Exons: 1
Coding region: 1-1122 (373 amino acids)
Source: RefSeq, a predicted model, not a curated record